Messenger RNA from Salarias fasciatus (jewelled blenny), 2631 nucleotides. RefSeq lists its product as uncharacterized. The record is from RefSeq and is a predicted model, not a curated record. The coding region runs from base 208 to 2472 and encodes 754 amino acids. The transcript has 14 exons. Lineage: Eukaryota; Metazoa; Chordata; Actinopteri; Blenniiformes; Blenniidae.
UCGUUUCAACACGAACCACGCAAUGGUUUCAAACUGGUAAAAGAAUAAACUAAAACUAAUAAUAUUUAAAAACGUCGAAAGCCUUUCUCAUCCACAGCACGUUAAUGCCGUGCUAGUCGUGGGCUAGCGGCUGCUGCAAACAAACAACGGACAGUAGCUUUUAGGCUAAUUUAGCUUCGCGGAGCAAUUUGAAAACGCGAUUCAACAAUGGAUCACCUCGAAACACCUUACGACCAGGACGUGGAAUUUAUUGAAUGCAAGAUCUGUGAGAAAUCCAUCCGGGGUGAAGCCCUGUACAAGAUACACUUGACCACACCAGGACACUUAAAGAAAGAGGAUGCCUUACUUGCUCAGGGAGCUCUGUCGGGACGUCCACACAUCCCCAAAUUCAGGAAUAUUUCUCAGUAUCUGGACUACCUGGAACUGGACGAGCCUAUCAUUGGUUUGUCCCAUCUGAAGGAAAUCCUCUCCGAUGGCUCACAGUCGGGGCCAAAAUACUUCUGCAAUCUGUGCUCGAUGGCUGCAUUCCUACCGGAUAUGGUCCAUCAUUUGAUCGGACGCAAACACCGGCAGAAAUACGUGGAAGGGUUUCGGCCUGACCUGGUGACCUGGGACACCCAGUCCAUUGUGACGCAAGGAGGAAAAAUCAUACGAGCCAAGGCAGAAAUAAUAGAGAGACAGGAUGGACGAGGAACUCCAGUGUCACUGCCGAAAACGGGGAAUCAGGGCAACUUCAACAACCCAAGAGCUCCCCAAAGGAAAAUGCAGAAUAGGAACCGAAUGAUUGAACAGCAAGGACAAGUGGCAUCAUUUGUGACAGAACUAAAGACCUACCGGAACCAGUAUUCCAAUCAGAAGAAUUACCCUACAGAACCGCAGAAUAGACCUGAAAUCCAGCCUGAGGACCCAAACAUGCAAAGAGGCAGGUGGCACCAGUGGGAGGACGCAGCCAGUUACAGCCCCGUCGAGGCUGAACCUCAGAGAAAUCAGAUGUACCGAGACAACUUCACCGGUCCCGAUCACCUCGCUCAACGUGAAUUUGGUCAAGAUCCACUGGGGCGAGCUACAUUUGAGCCGGGUGACCGGGCGCGCAUGCAUGACUUCAGGGAGAAUACGCCCCGUGGACAGGCUCAGCUUGGAGAGUAUUCCCCAGAGAAAGGAACUCCUUAUGCAACAUCCUACCCAGAAAGAGGGGAUGAGUUUUAUUCUGAGGAACGCAGCGGGGAGCGGAUUCUUUCUCUGAACUAUAAUCCUGCAGGGGAACAGCAGUAUAGGUCCAGAGAGCCUGGCAGAAAUGAUAUGUACGGAGCAGGUAGGCAGGAGUUUAGUGAGCCGGAGGCCAAGAGGAGCACCUUCUCCCCUGCUGUGAAUAACGAACAGGCAGCUCAUUCUUUCAGUCUGGUCAGAGAUUAUCACCACAAAUCAAGACCAGCCCACAAAGAAGAGACAACACUCGACUACACUCUCCCUGACCGAGCAGGAGCUUCAGCUGAACAAUUAGACGUCGCCCAGGCCCUUUCUGACAUCCCUGAGCCGUUCAGGCGUUUCCUGAGCGGUGGCACUGCUGAGAGCCAGGGCAAAAGGAAACGGAAAAGCCGCUUCUCUGAUGCCACUCCAGAGGAGCUGGAGGAGACGAAAGCAAUGUUUGAUACUAAUGACGGACCAGCCCGUCCACAGUUUGGUGGUGAAGCCGGUGCACCGCCAAGACGUGAAACCAGCAGGAUGCAGUAUUCAGACUCGUUUGAUGCUAAUGAUGAACAACGCCGUCCACAGUUUGGUGGUGAAGCCAGUGCACCGCCAAGACGUGAAACCAGCAGGAUGCAGUAUUCGGACUCGUACAAAGAAUCUGAGGGUCUGCAGUAUCCUGAAAGCAACCAAACAGGAGGCUCAAACUCAGACGACUUCUUCGAUGUGCUGAAAAAUAUUGAAAUAGAUAAUGAAGAACAGGCCAACUUCCUGAAGAGCAAACUUUGCGGCCUUCUGAGGGAAUUCAAGUCGAAAAAAAAGGAACAAGAAACACAGAACAGCCAAAACCGACCAGGCAGCUUCAGGAAUUACGAAGAGUCAAAGCUGGAGCCUCAGCUGCCUCGACACAGUCUGUAUGAGAGAACCCCGAUACAGGAUACAGACCGUCGUGAAGCGGCGCCACGUGACAGACUGGAGCACAGACCCGGACAGCAGCCCCAAGGAUACUCUUAUCCUCCACAGGCAGAACCCAGACUCUCAGCCAGAGAGCGUUAUGAAGCAAUGUUUGAGACGAAGCAUGGCCACCAGUUAGAUGAGCCUCCCUAUUAUCCUGAAAGGUUUCAAGAACCUCUGCGCUCCCAUGACUACCAGCCUGCUGUCACACAGUUUUACGACUCCUUGCCCCCUAUGGAACGAGGAUCCGGGAUGAACAGGGGGCCCCGGCACUCCAGCAGCCUGGACAAAAUUGCCUCCACACUUCUGGAACUUGUGGCAAAAAAGUCCUGAAUUUUCCUAUGAUGUGUAAGAAAAUAAAUAAACUGUUAAAAUGUUGCGUAUGUGCUUUUUUUUUUUUUUUUUUUUGUGACUAAAUUACAUAAAUUGACUUUCUUUUGUGAAAUGUACAAUUCUUAUGUAUUUGUAAGCAUUAAAAUGUUUCUCCACUGU